AGCGGCGGCGGGAGGCAGGAUGAGCGCACGCGGUGAGGGCGCGGGGCAGCCGUCCACUUCAGCCCAGGGACAACCUGCCGCCCCGGCGCCUCAGAAGAGAGGACGCGGCCGCCCCAGGAAGCAGCAGCAAGAACCAACCGGUGAGCCCUCUCCUAAGAGACCCAGGGGAAGACCUAAAGGCAGCAAAAACAAGAGUCCCUCUAAAGCAGCUCAAAAGAAAGCAGAAGCCACUGGAGAAAAACGGCCAAGAGGCAGACCUAGGAAAUGGGACAAUCUACUGCCAAGAACCAGCUCCAAGAAGAAAACAUCUCUGGGAAACAGUAUCAAAAGAAGUCACUUAAUUGUCAUUGGAGGAGUCCAGCGUAGCUCUUGAUCUUAUUUUCACCUUGAGGAACUGUCCAUUACAUCUAUGAACCUUAUGUGUGGCUUUCUUCAUAUAGAAACCAAUCGGGUGUCCUUCAGAUCAUUUCAAAACACUCGGUUAUUCUUUCUUAGGUUUCCAACUGAAGUCUGCAUCCCAAGAUGCAGUUUCAGUGCCAUUCCAUAUGGCACCCUUGUGCAAAUUUGAAAAAGGUACUCACUCUGGGCACAUGCAGAGCCUAGAGGGGGACAGCUUAGAGAGUAGAGGGUGGGCU
Molecule: messenger RNA, 635 nt
Organism: Rhinopithecus roxellana (golden snub-nosed monkey)
Lineage: Eukaryota; Metazoa; Chordata; Mammalia; Primates; Cercopithecidae
Gene: HMGA2
Product: high mobility group AT-hook 2
Exons: 4
Coding region: 20-373 (117 amino acids)
Biological process (GO): regulation of DNA-templated transcription
Cellular component (GO): nucleus; chromatin
Molecular function (GO): DNA binding; transcription coregulator activity
Source: RefSeq, a predicted model, not a curated record